AUGGAUCGAUGCCAGGGGGGACUCUUCACGUCGCUCAUUGACAACCGCCCCACCGACACGCAGUUCGAAGUGCCCCCGGGGCUCACAGAGGUCCGCAUUCUUGACUACGACCCAGUACGGUACAUCAACUUUGAGGCGGAGAUUAACUUUCCAGAAGACGACGGCAUUGUGCAGGUCGAGAACUUUGGUAUCCACCUCAACGUCGACGGCACGAUCUUCUACGGUAUAAAAGUCGACGCCAUCCUGGACAAGCGAGCGGACCGAAUUUCCGUGGAUUUACUGUCGCGGUUGCUGGUUGACAUUCACCAGGACUCGUCCGAGAUCAUGGACGACUUACUGUCGUCCUACCAGACGAGCUUGCUGGACAUGGUCUUCCUCGGGGACAUCGCGAAUCGAGGCAAGUUCAAC
Messenger RNA from Phytophthora sojae, 408 nucleotides. RefSeq lists its product as hypothetical. Lineage: Eukaryota; Oomycota; Peronosporomycetes; Peronosporales; Peronosporaceae. The transcript has a single exon. The annotation marks the transcript as partial. The record is from RefSeq and is a predicted model, not a curated record.